AUGAACAUUGCUCCACAGGUUGCUGUCGAGACGUUUGAAUAUGAUGGAAAUCAGACGAUGUGAGUUUUUUUUGGCGGGGGGAAAUUUGAAUUUGGCGGUGAAAAUCAGGGGAAAUACGUGGAUUUUUGAGCGCGAAAAGUUUAUGGCAAAAUAUCGAAUUUCACCUGCAAAAUUCAGUUUUUCUAUAGAUUUCUAGAAAAAAAUAGUUUUGAGCGGAAAUUCGAUGAUUUUUGCUUUCAGAAAUUUAAUUUCAUUCAAAAAUUCAUCAAAAUUGUAGGAAAUUUCAAAAAUUUGGCCAAAAUUUGACCAAAAUUGCCGGAUUGACUGAAUUUUUAUCACUUUCUGACCAAAAAAAUGAAUUUGUGAAUUUUUAAGCUUAAUUUUUGAGCGCGAAAAUGUUUUUUUAGUCGAAAAAUUUAUGGCAAAAUAUCGAAUUUCACCUGCAAUUCUUUUUGAGCUAUGAGUGUUUUAUAUAGAUUUAAAAAAAUAUACAUAAAUAUUUGUUUUUGAGCGGAAAUUCGAUGAUUUUUGCUUUUAGAGAUUUAAAUUCAUUCAAAAAUUAUAGGAAAAUUGAAAAAUUAGUGCAUUUUUUAACCAAAAAUCUCGGAUUUAUGUGCUCCAAAAUUAAUUUUGGUCCAAAAAUUAGCUUAAUUUCUGCGAAAAUAUUUUUUUCAUUUUUUAUUUCCCAAAAAACUUCUUCAAAAAUUCGUAGAUAAUAUCGGAUUUUAUCUGCAAAAACCGGAUAUUUCUAGGCCCAAAAAUUCAUAUUUUUUUAAAUAAAAAAUCAAUUUUGGACUUGAAAGAUUAAGAAUUUUCUAUGAAAAAGUCUAAUCCUAUAAUUUUUGACAAAAAAUUGAAUUUCUCUCCAAGAAAGUACAGAUUUUUGAACUUUUUUUCACAAAAAUUCCCAUUUUUCGUACUUUUUUCUCGUAUUAUUUGUUUAUUUUGUCAGAGAGAAGAAGAAGGAAAAGAUGACUCCACCACUUUUUGAUUUUUAUUUUUAUUGAUUUUUGCGGUGUUGAGAAUUCUAUUCACAAAAAACAUAUAACCAUAAAAGUUCGUAUCAAACUUUUUUUUUCGUACAUCGAAAUCAAACUUUUUUUUUUUAGUUUUUAUCAGGGGAAAAUGAUAAAUUUUGAAUUUUUUUUUUGAGAAUGGGGGAAAAUGUUGUCUGGGGCUUGAUUUUUAGCGCUAGAAUUCUGAAAAAAAACUUCCCUGAAAUUUGAAUCUUGAAAUUUCGCGGGAAAAAUGAAUAACAAAUCCACGUGGCAUUUCUUGGCGUGAAAUUUGAUUUUUUUUUGUUUGAAAAUGUUUUUAGACAUCAAUUUUCCUGGCCAUCAAAAAUCCACGUGGAUUACCUUAAAUUUUAUUUUUCAAAAAAGUUUUCCAAAAAUUUGAAUCUUGAAAUUUCGCGGGAAAACAAAUAUUUCAAAUUUUAGAAUUUUCGCGCGAAAAUAUUCAAGAAAUCCACAUGGAAUCGGAAUUUAUACAAAAAAAGUAGAAAUUUUUUUUAAUUCGAAAAUUCCACGUUGCAAAAAAACAGCUGAACAAUUUCUAAAAAAUUGGAAUCUUGAAAUUUCGCGGGAAAACAAAUAUUUCAAAUUUUCAAUUUUUUGCGCGAAAAUAUUCAAGAAAAUCCACGUGGAAUCGGAAUUUAUACAAAAAAAAAUAAUGUCUUUUUUUAAAUUCUGAAAAAUUCCACGUGGCAAAAAAAACAGCUGAAAAGUUUUCCCAAGAAUUUGAAUCUUGAAGUUUUGCUCCCCAAAAACUUGAAUUCCAAAUUUUUGGCAGAAAAUUUAAAUUUUUUGAAAAUAUUCCGAUUGUGCUAGAAAAUCUGUAACUCAAACUUUCUGAGUUUUUAGACAUAUAAUCCACGUGUAAAUUAUUUUCAAAAAAAACUAAUUUUUUUCUUCUAAAAAACCCUUUUCCCAUGUUUUUUGAUCUUUUAUUAAAAUUUUCUGCCCAGUGCUUUCAAAAAUUGCUCACACGUAUGUAUCUUUGAUGCUGAUCUGAUCAGCUGCCAAAAAAACACACACACACAAAUUCAUGUUAAUUCCAAUUUUACGUAAGGGCGGUCUCCUUGGCGACAGCCCAAAACCAAAAAAAAAAUUAUAUUAUCACCGCGACACUUUUUCGUUAAUUUGUAGUAGUGGUUUUUAAAAGAUACCACGGGUUUUCCCAAAAUUUCGAAAUUAUUUUUUGAAAAAAAAAAUUGAGUGUGUGUCAUUAUCAAAUAUUUGAACUUGCUGACUCACUUUUUUUUCUCCCAAUUUUUUUUCGGAAAAAUUUUUGGUCUUUUUUUCAUAAAAUUGGGAGAAUCGAUUGUUUUUGUGUUUUUUUUGUAUUUUACACAAAAAAACGACGAUUUGCAUAGUUUUUGACGUAGUUUUUUUUGAAAGUCACAAGUUUUUUCUAUUAAUUUUCCCAAGAACUCUUCAAAACAAAAAUAAAAAUCAAUAAUCAUUGUUAUCAUGUCAAACAACAAUAAUAAUAUGUGACUUAUGUGGAGAGAGACGUAGAAAAAUCAUAAAUACUUUUAUUUGCUCUCUUAUCAAUUCGAGUUCUCCCCGUUUUUUCCCCAUUUUACUUUUGAAAUUUGAAAAAAACCGAGUUUUACUGUUUGAAAAUUGAUUUCUUUGACGAAAAACUUGAAUUUUCCUUAGUUGAAAAUUAGUUUUUCGAGUUUUUCAGCUAAAAAUGAUGAGAUUUUUGAAGCUUCUGGAGUGAUUUUUGAUGAAAAUCAGCUUUUUUUUCGAAAUUCAUCAGCAAAAACUUUUGAAAAGUGAAUUCCAAGGUCAAUUUUCAUCAGAAAUCACUCCAGAACCUUUGAAAAUCUCGAUUUGUUAUCAUUUUUGACUAAUUUUGACCUACAAUGUUUUUUCGACAUUUUUUUACUUUGGGACGCUGAAAUUCAGAUUUUUUAAAUCUAAAAUUCACCCUGGGACUUUGAAAUUUGAAUUUUCCACCUAAAAAAUCGUGAAAAAGUCCACGUGGAAAAAUCUUCCGAAAAUCCACGUCAUAACUCGUUUUUGGCCUCCUACUUGUUGACUUUUCAAAAAAUGCAACUAUAAAAUAUGCGAAAUGUUUUCUCUGAAAAAAAAUCCGAUUAAAAAUUGGCAUGACUCAUAACUAACUUUUUUUGCAAACUUUUGCGCCGCCAAAAAUAAAACUUCCUCAAUUCAGAUAGCAAAUAUUUGACGAGCAAAAAUCUAAGAUUUUGCUCCCCAGAAAAAAAGAGCAAAAAAUUAGAGCAAAAAUAAAAUAAAAUCUCUGGCGUGUGACGUCAAAACCCAGAUUUUAUUUUAAAUAAUAAAUAUCUUCCCAAGAUUUUAUUUAGCCAUUUUCAUUUUUUAUGUCACACAGAAUUUGUGAGUCUCUUUUUUCAGCCACUCGAAAUUUUCAGCCAAAUCUGAAAAAUAUUUUUGGUUUUCCAGAAUGUCCUCUGCGUCUUCGAGUAAUGGUUUGGUUUCAAAUAAUAAUUUAUCAAAUAUUGUCAGCACUUUGGAUCAAGGUAAUCUAGAAAACCUCGGAAAUUUUCAGCAUUUUUUUCUGAAUUUCAGAACAUUAUGCUUCGACGGAUUUCUACAUCGGUCUAGGUUUGGCAGUUUCUUCAUCGCUUUUUAUUGGAAGCUCGUUUAUCAUCAAAAAGAAGGCGUUAAUAAAGGUUUGCGGCGCGGUUUUGUGGGCGGAGCUUUGUUAAAUUCUUGUUUUGCAGCUCGCCGGCGGUGAUAUGUCACAACGUGCCAGUGAAGGUGGCUACGGUUAUCUGCGAGAAUGGCUUUGGUGGAUGGGUGUGAUAACGAUGGGCAUUGGUGAGGCGUGCAAUUUUGCCGCCUAUGCUUUUGCACCCGCAUCGCUUGUUACACCACUUGGCGCUCUUUCGGUUAUUGUGACGUGAGUUUGGGUUUUUUAAUGUUUUUUAGGUGUGAACUUGCGAUUUUUAAUGAAAUAUAGGUUUUCUAGUAAUCAAUUUCGCAAUUUUUUGUAUUUCCUGUAUUUUCUUGUUACCCGAAAUUACGAGAAAUUCAAAAAUUUGAAAUUUUGGAUGGAAAAAUAGUAGAUUUUGACCCGCUAGGUUUUCUAGUAAUCAAUUUUACAAUUUUUUGUAUUUCUUGUAUUUUCUUGUUACCUGAAAUUACGAGAAAUUCAAAAAAAUUCGAAAAUAUAUGCUUCCCAGUAGAUUUCGACACGAUUCCGUUGUCUAAAAUUGCAAAACACAACUUCUAACAUGAGUUAUGACGUGGCAAACUUCGGAAAUGGUUUUCAUCUAAUAUCAUGAAUGAAGUUUGAAUUAUGCACUGAAAAUUUUUUUUUUCAAAAUUUAUUACAAAAUGAAACGAGCCUCCUGAACAAUGCUAUGAUAUCAGAUGAAAGCGAGUGUUUUGACCUUCCAAAGUCGCAAAUUUCCGAAGUUUGCCACGUCAUAACUCAUGUUAGAAGUUGAGCUUUGCAAUUUUAGACAAUGGAAUCGUGAUCAGCGGGUCGAAAACUACUGGAAAUAUAUUUUUCCAUCCAAAAUUUCGAAUUUUUUGAAUUUCUCGUAAUUUCAGGUAACAAGAAAAUACAAGAAAUACAAAAAAUUGCAAAAUUGAUUACUAGAAAACCUAUAUUUCAUUAAAAUAGCAAGUUCACACCUAAAAAAGAUAAAAAAUCAACACAGACCCCAGAAUCAUCGAGUAUUUUUUUCAGUGCAAUUCUAUCAUCCCGCCUCCUCAACGAACGUCUAAAUCUACUUGGCUCAAUCGGUUGUGCACUUUGUCUACUCGGCUCCACUGUAAUCGUAAUUCAUUCGCCAAAAGAAGAAGAAGUGGGAUCGAUGGCUGAAUUGGCGUUGAAAAUGAAAGAUGCCGGAUUUCUGAUCUACGUGAUUCUGAUUCUCCUCGCCACCGCCUUCAUCAUUCUACACAUUUCACCCAGAUACGGUCACACCAAUAUUCUGGUCUAUAUUUCGGUUUGUUCACUGAUUGGCAGUUUGUCGGUUUUGUCGGUGAAAGGAUUGGGUUUGGCGAUCAAAGAGACGUUGAAUGGCAAUCAGCAGUUUACCAAUUGGUUGACGUAUUUUUGGUUGGCGUGUGUCGCGAUUUGUGUGUCAGUGCAGUUGGUGAGUUUUUUUGAAGUUCUGGAAAAAAUAUAGAUUUUCGAGUAAUCAAUUUUGCUAUUUUUUGAAUUUCUUGUAUUUUCUUGUUACCUGAAAUUACGAGAAAUUCAAAAAAUUCGAAAUUUUGGAGUAGAUUUGUAGAUUUCGACCAGCUGAUCAUGAUUCCAUUGUCUAAAAUUGCAAAACUCAACUCUUAAUAUGAGUUAUAACGUGAAAAAAGUUCAAAAUUUCAGGAUUUUGGCAGCUGAAAACUAUUGAGCUUUAAAAAUUGUUUUCAUGAUUUUUUCUAGAUUUUCCGACCUUUCUGAACAAUCCUAUGCUAUUGGAUUUGCAUGAAAAUAAUUUUUAAAGCUAGUUUUCAGCUCUCAAAAUCCCGAUUGACACGUCAUAACUCACGUUAUGAUAUUUUAGACAACGAAAUCGUGAUCAGCGGGUCGAAAUCUACUGGAAAUAUUUUUUCCCAUCCAAAAUUUCGAAUUUUUUGAAUUUCUCGUAAUUUCAGGUAACAAGAAAAUACAAGAAAUACCAAAAAUUGCAAAAAAAUACUAGUGAGAGUUAGAUUUUUUCGAAAUUCAAGAAAAAUCUCUGUUAGAUCUUCCAGAAUGUUCAGAAAAAUCUCCUAGACCUUCCUGAAUUUCCGCUGAUUCCAGAUUUACCUCAACAAAGCCCUCGACAUUUUCAACACAUCAAUGGUCACUCCCAUCUACUACGUCUUUUUCACCACAUUUGUCAUAUUGGCAUCAUCGAUUUUGUAUAAGGUAAGCGCCGUUUUGUGGGCGUGGCCCCCUUAUUCCCAAAAUUCCAGGAAUGGUCGUGUUUGGGAGCGUCUGAUGUGAUUGGAAAUUUUGUGGGAUUUUUGACGACGAUUAUUGGAAUUUUCCAGGUAGGCAGAUCUAAAAAUGAGCAAGACACAAAAAAAUUGAAAAAAAAUUUCAGAUGCAACUUUUCCGCGACGUGAACAUUUCACUAUAUCAAGUUCAACGUCUCGUCAGCCGACCAUCUGCAAAUCUAGGAUCUUCCGAUUUUUCAUCGUCAUCUACAAAUCUGGUCGAUGAUUACUGUAUGCGACAAUCGAACAACGGAAAUCGACGAACUGUUUAUACAUAA
This is a messenger RNA of Caenorhabditis angaria, 6205 nucleotides long. The record is from the annotation of a GenBank genome assembly. Lineage: Eukaryota; Metazoa; Nematoda; Chromadorea; Rhabditida; Rhabditidae.